UUUUUUUUUGCAGCCACAGCUGAUAUUUAUAGGAAUGAGGGUAAUGAGGCCUUCAAGAAAGGAGAUUUCAUCAAUGCUAUUCACUUUUACACAGAAGGAAUUAGAAUGAACUGCAAUGACAAAGAACUGAAGGCCAAACUGUACAACAACAGGGCAAUUGCACAUUUUAAGCUUGGUAAGAUGAUGAGAGCUUUAAUGUGUAUUUUUCUGUCCUCAGCAAGGGCUUUCAGUAGUUUUUCUGAAAAAGGUGAUAAUUUUGAAUAUAUGUCUAAAAAUAAAAAAUCAGAAAAAAUGUAUAUGCCUUAUCUUGGCCUCUCAAACAUACAAAGAGCAAUUCACAAGUUUUUCCUUAAGUUAUUGUAUAGGUGGUGGGUUUGCUACAUGAACAGAUAAUCAGAGAUAUUUAUUUUCAAACAGGAAAUCACCAGGAUUCACUGAGGGAUGCAGAAGCUGCCAAUGAGUUAAAUCCAACUUUCCUCAAGGCAAUUGUGAGAGGUUAGAAAUGUUAGCGGUGCUAUAAUAAUAAUAAUUAAAAAAAGAACUUAACACUCUAAGGUUAUAUGAAGUUAUAUCUUGUCUCAAUUGACUUUCAUUAAGAGGUCAAGACAGCCCUGAUGUACAUUUGAAUCCAGCUCUUGACUGCUGUGCCAUGACUUUCCAUUAUGAUGAGAAUACUAUUUUGAGUUGGAUGAAGAUCUCAAUGCUGUCAAUGCACAGCAAAAUUUCAGCAGGAGUAUUUUAGUUUCCUUUUGCUCAGUGAGUGAGGUAGUGGUGUCAGAUAUGUUUAGUCACUGUCUAGCUGUUUUGAAAAAAAGUAAGGACUUAACUUAACUUAACUUAACUUAACUGUCAGGAAACAUUCCUCAUUCAUCAAGUAUAACUCAACUUCAAGUGCUAUUAAAAACAUGUAAUAAUAAUGUAAUUAAAGAGACUGCAUGAGUAAAUCUUAUUCUUAGUGAACUUAAAACUUUAGUUUGAGUCACUUCCCAGAAAUCAAUUAUCAACUGAUUGAUUCAAUCAAGUAUGUUGACUCAAACAAAAAGGAAUCUAGGAUUAUUAUCAAAUAUAUAUAUAUAUAUUUUUUAAUUUGUAUUUAACCUAUUUUUAAAAAGAUUAACUAAAAAAUGUACUAUACUAUAAAAAUUUUAAAAAAUGGGUUUCAUUGUUCCAUUCUCCCAUUGCAUGUAUUAUCUUCUAUCUAUAUCUCUUAGUGAUUUUGUGGGAAUUGUCAGUCCCAAUUCAAAUGUUCUUAGAUAAGUUUCAAUUAUCAAAAGCAAAUCUGUUUUUUUUUCAUGGUCUGUAAUGAUUUAGCUUUCAAUCAGGUUUCUGGCUAUUGAGCUACAUUAAUUAUAUGCUGCUUUGUGUUGUUGCCUACAGGAGCCACUGCUUGUGUUGAACUGAAGAGAUUUGAAGAAGCAAUUACUUGGUGUGAUAAGGGAUUAGCCGUAUCCUUUUAA
Pocillopora meandrina is the source of this 1457-nucleotide messenger RNA. The record is from the annotation of a GenBank genome assembly. NCBI's taxonomy places the organism in Eukaryota, Metazoa, Cnidaria, Anthozoa, Scleractinia, Pocilloporidae.